AUGUCUCGAGGGAUUUCGGGAGACGCUCGGGCCACUCUCUUCAAUCGCGGAACUGUCCGUGAUGGACGCGGUGAGGUUGUCCAAGAGAUCGAGUUCGUGGCACACUCUGUUGACCCCGCUGAGGCUGACACAUAUUGGGUGCCUAUGUGUAAUGUGGAAGGACCGCCUCCCGAGCCGUGGGUUCCCAUGAGGCCUUUUUCGGAAAGGGUCGUUGGGAGACCGAGCAGGUGUACCCUUCCGUUCCUUGGAACCGUACGCAGCUUCUGUCACGUUCCGGAAAACGUCGACUUUCGAUUACCCCUCGAGGGGGAGAGGGCUGACGAGCCUACCGAAGGCUUUUUUACUUUGUACGAGGAGCAUCUGAUGCGUGCUCGCCUAUGGUUUCCCAUUCCGUCGGUUAUAGUAGAGCUUCUAAACCGUUUGGAAGUUUCGAUAAGUCAGAUCUCUCCCCGCGGUAUAAAGCAUCUUGUUGGGUUGCUAGUCUUGGGAUAUGAGCGAGGCAUGGAGCUUACUGCUGAUUAUCUCGAAGCUUUCCUUACCCUGUCUCGUGUUGGGACUGAUCGUCUAUAUGCUUUUAAACCGUGUACUUUUAUGGAAGUCCUGAAAGGAUUCCCUCAGGGCGAUCGUGGAUGGAAGAGUUAUUUUUUUUACGUUAGAUUGGAUCAAGCCUCGGUCGCCGCGGAGUGCCUUCCAUCGUUUAGGCGACUGUGGGGGUUAGGAGUGCACAACCCGAUUCCCCCUUUUCCGGAAGAUCUAUGCGUUGUUCGAAACCUUCUCCGUGGUGGCCCGCUGUUUUGGGGUCACUUUUCUCCCGAGAGGGUCCGCGCUGCAGUCGAAGCUCAUCGAUCUCGUUUCAGUUCGUCGAUUGAUGAUGACAUGGGGGUGUUUUUUGAAGAUACCUCCUUGCCUGCUGUCUAUGCCACUAGGCAGAGUAGUGGUCAAAGGCCGACCGAGAUUGAGGAUGAUGCAGAACCGACCGUUGAGGAUCCCAUAUUUGGUGGGUGA
Molecule: messenger RNA, 1005 nt
Organism: Brassica rapa (field mustard)
Lineage: Eukaryota; Viridiplantae; Streptophyta; Magnoliopsida; Brassicales; Brassicaceae
Source: RefSeq, a predicted model, not a curated record